This is a messenger RNA of Eubalaena glacialis (North Atlantic right whale), 1933 nucleotides long. It is a transcript of the gene BAG4, whose product is annotated as BAG cochaperone 4. The coding region runs from base 29 to 1402 and encodes 457 amino acids. Gene Ontology annotation, biological process: protein stabilization. Gene Ontology annotation, cellular component: cytosol; membrane; cytoplasm. Gene Ontology annotation, molecular function: adenyl-nucleotide exchange factor activity; protein-folding chaperone binding. Lineage: Eukaryota; Metazoa; Chordata; Mammalia; Artiodactyla; Balaenidae. The record is from RefSeq and is a predicted model, not a curated record. The transcript has 5 exons.
CGGGAAGCGCCCGGGGGCAGUGGAGCCCAUGUCGGCCUUGAGGCGCUCGGGCUACGGCCCCAGUGACGGUCCGUCUUAUGGGCGCUACUACGGGCCUGGGGCUGGAGAUGUGCCCGUGCACCCACCUCCGCCCAUAUAUUCUCCCCGCCCCGAACCCCCCCAGCCUCCCAUUUCCUGGCGAGUGCGCGGGGGCGGCCCGGCUGAGACCACCUGGCCGGGAGAAGGCGGAGGAGGCGAUGGCUACUAUCCCUCUGGAGGCGCCUGGUCGGAGCCGGGUCGGGCCGGAGGAGGCCACCAGGAGCAGCCACCAUAUCCUAGCUACAAUUCCAACUAUUGGAAUUCUCCUGCCCGACCUCGGGCUCCUUACCCAAGUACAUAUCCUGUAAGACCGGAAAUGCAAGGCCAGAGUUUGAAUUCUUAUACAAAUGGAGCAUAUGGCCCACCAUACCCCACUGGCCCUGGGACAAAUACUGCCUCAUACCCAGGGGCUUAUUACACAUCCGGGUAUGCUCAGACCGGUUACUCCACAGAGGUUCCAAGCACUUACCGUUCACCUGGCAACAGCCCAACCCCAGUCUCUCGUUGGAUGUAUCCCCAGCAGGACUGCCAGACUGAAGCAGCCCCUCUUAGGGGGCAGGUUCCAGGAUAUCCUGCUUCACAGAACCCUGGAAUGAGCGUGCCCCAUUAUCCUUAUGGGGAUGGUAAUCGUAGUGUUCCACAACCAGGACCAACUGUACGAUCCCAGGAGGACUCCUGGGCUCCUCCGGGUGCUUACGGCAUGGGAGCCCGUUACCCCUGGCCUUCAGCUGCCCCCUCAGCACCACCUGGGAGUCUCUACGUGAGCGAGAGCGCUUCAUCAUGGCCGAGCAGUGGCUCUCCUCGGCCACCUCCUUCCCCGCCAGCCCCACAGCCCAAGGAUUCCUCAUACCCCUAUAGCCAAUCAGACCAAGGUAUGAACCGGCACAACUUUCCUUGCAGUGUCCAUCAGUACGAGUCCUCGGGAACAAUGAACAAUGAUAAUUCAGAGCUCUUGGAUUCCCAAGUCCAAUAUAGUGCUGAGCCUCAGCUGUAUGGUAAUGCCACCAACGAACAUCCCAGCAAUCAAGAUCAGAGUAAUAAUCUUCCUGAAGAGUGUUUAUCUUCAGAUGAAGGGACUCCCCCAAGUAUUAAAAAAAUCAUACAUGUGCUGGAGAAGGUCCAAUAUCUUGAGCAAGAAGUAGAAGAGUUCGUAGGAAAAAAGACAGACAAAGCAUACUGGCUUCUGGAAGAAAUGCUAACCAAGGAACUUUUGGAACUGGAUUCAGUUGAAACUGGGGGCCAGGACUCUGUCCGGCAGGCCAGGAAAGAGGCUGUUUGUAAAAUCCAGGCCAUACUGGAAAAAUUGGAAAAAAAAGGAUUAUGAAGGGAUUUAGAACAAAGGGGAAGCCUGUUACUAACUUGACCAAAGAACUCUUGAUUUUGGUUAAUUACCCUCUUUUUGAAAUGCCUGUUGAGGAGAAGAAGCAAUACAUUCCAACUUUCCUUUGAUAUAAAACUUGAAAAACUGGUAAAGGACUUGGAAGAACAGUUGGGUUAUGAGUUGUUUUCAGUUUUCAGACCAAUGAAUGUAAUAGGAAGCUAUGGAGUUAUCAGUAUUGCCAAGUAGACUCACCCCUUAAGAAAUUUAUGGGUAUCUGCAAGCUGCUUCUUAUCAGCGGGAGGGAAAUCCACCUUAUGUAACAGGCUUAUCAGAAACCUACCGGAUAAGACUGGAUGUUGUCUGAGACAAACAGGCUCUGUUUUUUUAAACAUCUGGAUUACUUGUCACAUUUUUGUACAUUGUGACCGCUUUCACCGUACACUUUGUGCGUAAAUUAUAGCUUGGACUUUAGCCUUCUUGGACCUCUGUUUUGUUUUGUUACUUGUAGUUCACAAAUAUAGUGUUAUUCUCUAC